UGACGGGUUAGUGAAGAGCCAGCAGGUUUGUCGCGGUACCGAACGGCUUAUUUUGUCUGGCUGUCAUUCAGCUCAACUCUGACCCCUCUGCUGAACUCAUUUGUCCCACUCUCACAGUAUCCUGUGCUGGGCAUACAUUCUCAGAGGACUGCCUCAAUAAGAGUUGGACUUAGUCAUUAAGGUAGAGGAAAUAAACGCCAUGGUGGGAGUGGAGUGCAGGUCUGAGCAGGCAAGGGUGUGAUUCCCGAGGCAGCCAGCUGGACACAUCGCGACUGUCGGCAGAGAAACAAAAUGUCCCGAGAUGUAAACUUUGACCUGAGCCACCCGCUCAUGGAAGCUGGACUGGAAAGCCCAGCAGAUGAGGAAGGUGUUCAUGACUCAUUUCAGCAGCUGAUAGCAGAACAUGGUGAGAAUGAGCCCAGUGCCUUGGAGCUGCAGCUGCUGCAGAGAGAUUUGGAGGAGAGUCAAGACAAUGUGCCCUUGUUUAACCCUGGACCCGAGCAUGGGUCACAGAGGCAGGGCGGAAGUGAUGUGGAACGCGAUGACAGUGAAAGACCAGUAGACCCCAUCAUAGGUGAACAGUGGUCUUCAGACACCUUGAAAGUCCUGUCUUCCAUGCCCAGUCGCACCAUUGGACGCAACAGGGGAGCCAUCAUCUCUCAGUACUACAACAGGACCUUGCAGCUUCGGAGACGCAGGCAGACCAGACCAUCCAUACGAGAUUUCUCUCCCUCCGCUAGACCAUCCAUACGAGGCUAUGGCAUGCAGGCAGACACUACAGAUGGAGAAGGUGGAGGCUCAAGUAAGAGGGAACGUCUGGUGAACAACCUACAGAACCUGUCUGUGAGCGACAGAGUGAGGAUGCUCCGAGGAAUGCCUCUAAGUGUGGCUGAGAAGAAAGAACUCAGGUGUUUGGCAUUGCAGAAGGAAAUUAGCUCAUUUUCAAACAAGCAGCUUUCCUGUUUCAGUCAACUCAAAUACUACAUCAUUAUUGCUAUGAGGAAGUGCUGGUACAGCUGGUUGUCCUUCCUGCACUCCCUCCAGCUGUGGCAAACGCCACUCAAGAGAGUGAGUGGGCGUUUCGGCACUGGUGUCCUCUCAUACUUCCUCUUCCUCAAGACCCUACUCUUCUUCAAUGUCUUCCUGUUCCUUGUCACGGGUGCAUUCCUGGUGCUGCCUCAGGCUGUGCAUCCUCCAGAGCCAUCUCCACAGAAUGAGCACUUCUCUGGACUGGAGCUCCUCACUGGAGCGGGUACUUUCUCAGACACAGUGAUGUACUAUGGAUACUACAGUAACCACACACUGUGUAGGGACAAAACGGGAGGGCAGAAUGCCUCCACGUUGUACUGUGACUCACAGCAGCUCUCUUAUAACAUGCCCCUUGCAUACUUCUUCACCAUUGGAAUGGCCUUCUUCAUCACGUGUAUCAUCCUUGUGUACAGCAUGUCGAAGACAUUUGGUCAGAGCUUAGGAAUUAACAAAUCUCAUAGUAUCUUGACCAUGAAGGUGUUCUGCUCCUGGGAUUUCAAAGUCAUCAAGAAAAAGUCUGUUGAGAUCAUGUCUGAAAAUAUCUACACUCAGCUCAAGGAGCUGCUGGCAGAGAUGGAUGAGAAGAAAGCCAAGAGCACUUUAUGCCAGAGGUUCUGGAUACUGAUGGUUCAUGGAGUGGCAUGGACAGUCUGCAUCGCAAGCACAACUGGCUGCGUGGUUGGCAUUUACUACUUCUCUGACUUUAUCCACAAGAACCUGCAAAAAAAUUCAAGUAGUGGUUACCAGAACUCCUUGUUGAAAGAGGCCAGCCUGUUGGCUCUGCCUGUGGUGGUUUCUCUCAUUAACCUGCUGUUACCUGGUCUGUUCAACCUUGUCGCCUGGAUGGAGAUCUACGAAUCACCUUCUGUACUGACAUACAUUGCCAUCUGCCGGAACUUAAUGUUGAAAAUGAGCGUGCUUGGAGUUCUCUGCUACCACUGGCUGGGUCGGGUAGCUCCUGAAUACAAAAGCAUAGGCCUGGAGUGCUGGGAGAGUUUUGUGGGUCAGGAGCUUUAUCGCUUCCUACUCAUGGACUUUAUCUUCACUCUACUGGACACUUUGUUUGGCGAGUUUCUUUGGAGGUUGUUUUCUGUGAAGGUGCUGAAGAGGAGGAGGAAACCAGUGUUUGAUAUCGCCAGAAACGUUCUGGACCUCAUCUAUGGACAGACAUUAGCCUGGUUGGGAGUUCUCUUCACUCCGCUCCUGCCCGCUGUGCAGAUCGUCAAACUGUUUCUGUUCUUCUACAUAAAGAUGAGCAGUGUGAUGAUGAACUGUCAGGCUCCCAGGAAGCCAUACAGAGCCAGCCAGAUGACCACUAUUUUCAUCACUCUCCUUUGCAUCCCCUCCCUCCUCGGUGCCUCCAUCUGUGUCACAGUUACCAUGUGGAGCAUCACGCCAUCUUUGUCAUGUGGUCCGUUUCGUGGGCUCAAAACGAUGUUUCAGGCAGGAAAAUUCUGGAUGGAAAAACUGGAAGAAGAUAAUCCCAACCUGUCUGUGCUGUCUAAGGCUCAUACAUAUCUGGUGGAAAAUCCUUUUUUCCUGUUUGUUGGAGCAGGCAUCUUUCUGAUAGUCAUCUACUUCCACAGUCAGGUGGUGGACGGUCAAAGGAAGAUCAUCAAUUUACUGCAAGAUCAGAUACAAAAUGAGGGAGAGGAUAAAAAGUUCUUGAUCAAUCGGCUGCAGUCCAUCCACGAGCACAAACGAAAUGCUGGUAAACGGCUUAAAAGUCAGGACUCUACAUGUUGAGGAAGCCGAGUCCGCAGAAGACAAACCUCAGUCCUCUGAGCACAUAAAGCUCAAACAUGUGGGGAUAAAACUGGAAUAUUAACCAGGGAAUACAACAAAUCAAACUCAGUAUGCAGAAAUAGAUCUAAAUUUUGACAAAUGUAAAUGGCUGGUGUAUGUAGGAAAAAAAAACUAUUUAUGUAGAUGAAUGUUGAGGCCAUUAGUUUACUCAAGUAUUUAAAGGUGCACAGACAGUUCAAGAGAUUGACAGAUUUGUGGAGGUGACACGAGAGAGAACCGAAUACCAAGUUUUGCUUAUUACAGGAGCUACAUGAGCAGCAAGCUGGUAAAUCUGUGUGUAAAGAAAAGGAUUUCAGCCUUUCUUUUUUAGAAGCACUUUUAUACCAACUGUGAACAGAUUUUUUUCUUAUUACUGGAAAAAAUGUUAUCACAUUUUAGUAUGUAUGUAUGUUUUAGGUGGAUUUUUGUGGGUGUGAGCGUGUUAAUGUAGAGCACUUGUGUGGGUUU
Molecule: messenger RNA, 3282 nt
Organism: Archocentrus centrarchus (flier cichlid)
Lineage: Eukaryota; Metazoa; Chordata; Actinopteri; Cichliformes; Cichlidae
Gene: tmc6b
Product: transmembrane channel-like 6b
Exons: 22
Coding region: 292-2775 (827 amino acids)
Cellular component (GO): plasma membrane
Molecular function (GO): mechanosensitive monoatomic ion channel activity
Source: RefSeq, a predicted model, not a curated record